GUCGGAUGGAGCUUCUCGACGCUUUUAAUACUCCAAGCGACGCGUGGUUUCACGAAAAUUGCCGCAGUUUCGAGUCGAUUUGUUUAUGAAAUAAACAGACUGCUUGUGGUACGAGAACGAAUGUCUGGUUUGUUUAGAAUUAUUUUGGACUAAUUUUGAGAUAUGUCCAGCCGCCGUUCUCAGUUUGUCCACCCGAUAACAAUUUGGGUCCAAUAAAAAUAACCGUGUCUUCAUCAACAAAAAGACGUUUCCUCGUAGCUUCUAAGGGACCAAAAUCAAGGCCCCUCGCCUCAACCACAGAUCUAGAAUCGAAGAAGACGUCGCUAAUUAGUACCAUCUCUCCGGCGGAGUACGUCGUCAGCGGCUAUGUGCACGCCGGUAUACAAAUCAUAGUGGGAUCAGGGCCGCAGUGGCAAUCUCGACAUGGAGGUGGAGGUGAUAGAGGAGGCAUCUUCGGGGCGCGCCUCAUCACGAUUCCCCACCACACUAUUGGGCAACAACACACCUGGUUAUCCAGUUGGGGAUGCGCCGGUAGUGGUAGUCCGUGUCGAAGAAGUGCUACUAGUGGCCCUCGUCCUUAUCAUCUGGGUAGCAGCUAUCGCUCUUUUCUUCAAUCGUUGGGGCAAAAUAAGAAUGUUGGAACCUUAUCAACCAAAGUUCCAUCAACAGCCACACCGUCCAUCAUGUCCAUUAGCUCCCCUUAGCCCCCCUGGGGUGACGAACCAAGUGAGCCUCACCAAUUCUACUACUUUAUCUACCAGAGCUCAAAAACAACCAACCGCCCGGAUGUCUUUCUCGAAGUACAACGUAAACGCCUUGACAGACCCUCUAUCGGUCCUUCCAUCGCCAAUCAUCAAACGCCCUCGUCAAAAUUCCGUAUUCGUCGGCAGCUCUACCGUAGCUAUGCUGAAUCCUCCACCUAGACGCGUUAAAUCCGCUAUUGAUAUUCAACAUUUAGUUGUUAACGAACAUAGCCCUACGACGUCUCUUAAAGGUAAUAUAAAAGGUUCUAUAAUACCAGUCUUGAAUAAAGAACGUCGCCCAUCUCUAAUAACUAUAGAACGCCCUUAUUACACUCGUCAUCACCGUCCAUCCAUAACUAUCGAACGCGCCCACGUUCACCAAGCGCGUACUCGUCGUCUAUCCUGCUUUGCCGAACGUCCUUAUAGCCGCCAUAGAAAUUUUAUCAGCUUCGAACACUCGUUCGACAGGAAACCCAUCGAAAAACCAUCGUGUAGCUACCAUCCUACCAUUAGUUUUGAGACUCCGAUGGAGUCCAUGGAAAUACCUACGUUACCAUUGGAAUUGCCGCCGUUGCCGGUCCUUCCUAGCACGGGAGCGAUUCCGAAAGCGUCUCGUAGUUUCGAACAGCCUAAGUUUAAAGAUACACAUAAACCUGAACGCAAUUCGCACAGCUUAGAUGUAAGUUCUUUGAACUUCGAAAGAAGAUGCUCGAUACCCGAAGAAGAUAGGGGUUCGUCUAUUUAUAUUAAUCUGGAUGAAACUAAGAUAACUGCUCCCCUUCUAGAGGGACUCAAAAGUUCAGAUGUUUAAUUAUUUUGUGAUAUAGUUGAGCCCUUUCGAAUGAAAAUUUGUGAGUAUCAAUAACGAAAUAUUGUCAGAAAGAGUUUUAUAUUUUGUAUUAAAUGCUUUGAUAUAACGAUAAAUAGUUUAACAAAAAUAUACUGCCCGACAAACAAAAAUGUCAAAUUUUGCAUCAUAGUAUCGUCAAAUUAUUUAUUUGUACUGUAUAUCAGACUAUAAAACUUUGCCAAUCGCCACAGCUAUAACCAUUUUUUUUGGGUUCCAAUGAAAGGCGAUUACAUAUUUGAUGGAUAUUUUUAUAUUUAGCUGCACAAUCUUAAUGGAGAGACUGCUAAUUAUGGAGAUAUUACAAAUAAAGACAACAAGCCCUCCGGAUAGCCGACAAUAUGUACUACAGAGAUAUGGACCAGCCUAUAGAAGAUCGUUGCCAACUACUUCAUAAACAGAAUCCUCAAAUACGACCCGAAGAGUACAAAGUCCCUGGAGGAGUACCUAAAUACUCUACUGAUGAUUACGUGGCAAAACACAUAGAAGAGAUCAACUUCACGUUUGGUACGGUCCUCUAGAUGGAUGGACUCAGUCGACUUGAAACUAGCGGAGCACCAAACCGGACCAGUAGAAAAAAUGAAGACAAGUCGGGGAACAGAAAAACAUCCCAAUCAUUCAUCUGAUACCUGGAAGUGAUGAUUGAUGUUAGACUGAGUUUCAAAAAGUCUGAUAAGAGAAAAAUACUCUGGAAAGAGGAGCAUCUUAUCUCAGCUAAUGCCAAACUUAGAAGGUCCAAAACAGAUAAUAAAAUCGGUGGUUACAUCAGUGCUCACAGACGGAAUUGCCAUUAGGACCAGUAUGGAGAGUCACUCCAGUCUUAUGACUUAGCGACCUGAGAAUUGCCAGUACAUCUACGGCAUUAAGCAAAGAAAGAAUGUAUGGACUAAGAAGAUGGACCCACCAACUUGUUCUACAAGUGAACGUCUGGCUCAGCCGCUGCCACGUGGAGGUGAAUUACUACUUGAUUCAGAUGCUCUUUGGACAAGAUGUUUCAAGCUUCACAGGUUCAAGCAUGAGUAUUCCUCAUAGUGCCGAACUUGGGAACGAAAAUAAGGAGCAUAUCUGGGCAUCUGCAAUAGAAGCAACAAUAACGCCGGAUUAGAGUACAUCAAAAACGAAAUAUACAGGGAAAUAUCAAAUCAAAUCAAAUAUAAAACCUACAGAAUAAUACAUAGAUUCAAACCAGCUAAGACGAUUUGAACAUGUGAAAAAUAUGGGUGAGGAUUAUAAGAAGAAUACUAGAAACCAAAAUAGUAAGAGCAAGAAAUAGAAGAAGUUCAAAGAAGACCUGAAGAAGACCUGGAUGGACGAAAUCAACAAAGCGAUUAAGAAAAGAUGAAUGAAACUACAUGAGAUACUACUACAAAUAAAAGAAAGAAAUUAAAAUAAUUUUGGAAGAAGGGCAUCAUGAAAGAAAGAGUCUUGAUAUUUAACAAAUUUUGCUCUAAGGAGUAGAAGAGGAGGAAAGGACAAUAGGAAAGAAGAGAAAGCCUUAUAGUUAGAUCUACUCCCAGCAAAGCAAUGGCUAAUAGUGGUCCCACGACAUAUCAGAUAGAGCACUAGGCCCUGAAUAAACGUGACGAUAUUUUUUACCUAUACUUCUAUAGGCUAGAGAGAUAGAGAGUCAGAUGUUUGGGCUAUUUUUCUGCGCAUAGUAUAGGCACACGUAAAGACAGAAAAACCUCUGGAGCCGGAAGGAUAUUCCUACUUACAGAGCGAGCUAUGACUUCUAUUUGUCCUUGAAAUACCUUGAACAACAUUAUUAUACUGCAAUAUUAUCCAAUAUUAUACAAUACUCCAAAUUCGAUGAUUUAGAAAUUUCUUUCUUACAAUAUUUCGAGUACAAUAAUUGUUAAGGGUGUUUAUCGAUUUUAUUUGUUAUUUAACACGUGCAUUUUGGAAUAAAAUAGACCAGUUGAUUGAAUAUUCGAAGAGAAAACUUUAUUUUUAAACUAUUUUUGUAUCUUUCAUGUUAAUAAUAGUUACUAUUCGAUGCUUCAAAUUUAACUGUUCAACAAAAACGAGUUGAGACUUGAAUAUAAAAUAAUUACUUCAACGAAA
Molecule: messenger RNA, 3654 nt
Organism: Diorhabda carinulata
Lineage: Eukaryota; Metazoa; Arthropoda; Insecta; Coleoptera; Chrysomelidae
Exons: 8
Coding region: 424-1554 (376 amino acids)
Source: RefSeq, a predicted model, not a curated record